Messenger RNA from Crotalus tigris (Tiger rattlesnake), 4256 nucleotides. RefSeq names its product netrin 4 (gene NTN4). Gene Ontology annotation, biological process: cell migration; basement membrane assembly; substrate adhesion-dependent cell spreading. Bases 460 to 2334 code for a protein of 624 amino acids. NCBI's taxonomy places the organism in Eukaryota, Metazoa, Chordata, Lepidosauria, Squamata, Viperidae. The record is from RefSeq and is a predicted model, not a curated record. Gene Ontology annotation, molecular function: protein binding. The transcript is spliced from 10 exons. Gene Ontology annotation, cellular component: laminin trimer.
CGGGGGACGAGAAUGGAGGUCUCUACGCCCCACUUUGACAGAGCGGGAGGGGUGGGAGCGACCCUUCUCCUCCUCCUGGGGCGCCGCCGCCGCCGCCGCCGCCACUCCCCUCGCAGGCUGUCACUCGGGACGAGGAGACGAGCCGGAGGGGCGGGACAGGACGAUCGGCGCCUCUUCUUAAUGCACCUGGCCGGGAAUCCCCCAGCGGGGAGAAGUAAGCGGCGGCGCCACUCGUAGCAGGGCUGGCGGGGAUCGGUUACGACUAGGAGCGAAAAGAUGCCCGCGGUAGCACAUGCAGUUCGGGUUGGCUCAAUCGGCCCUCCGGCCGUCGCCCUGCGGGGGCCUGUGGCCAAAGAGCCUGGCUGUCGUCUUUAGCGGCGCCCAGAUCGGGGGCUCCAGGGCAGCCGUCGCGUUCGCGCCCACCGUACUGCAUGCCUGCCCUGUGCCCCGCGCUCCACUAUGGGGAGUCCCUUCUGGCACCUCGUGUUGCUGGGCUGCUCUGCAGGAUUGAGUAGUAUUCUUGGAACUGGGUCUCGCUGUGAGAAAGCAUGCAAUCCUCAAAUGGGAAACCUAGCUCAUGGACGUAAAUUGUGGACGGAUACUACAUGUGGAUACAACUUCACAGAAUUAUACUGUUCCUACAGUGAAAAUACAGACUUCCUAUGCAAGUGGCCUAAGUGUAGCAAAUGCAAUUCUAUGAAUACACAUCUGGCUCAUCCAUCUUCUGCCAUGGUUGAUUCAUCUUUUAGAUUACCACACACAUGGUGGCAAUCAGCACAAGGAGUACAGACGGAGAAGAUCCAGCUCAAUUUGGAAACUGAAUUUUAUUUCACUCAUUUGAUCAUGAUAUUCAAGUCACCGAGACCAGCAGCCAUGGUCCUAGAGCGAUCUCAGGAUUUUGGAAAAACUUGGAAGCCAUAUAAGUAUUUUUCCAUCAACUGCUCAGCAAUCUUUAGGUUGGAUGAUGAUGUAACUAAGAAAGAGGCACUUUGCACUUCAAGAUACUCCAGCCAUUUCCCCUGCACUGGAGGAGAGGUUAUAUAUCGAGCUCUGUCACCUCCAAACUCUGCUGAUGACCCUUACAACCCUAAAAUUCAGGCACAGUUGAAAAUCACAAACCUUCGAGUGCAACUGCUAAAGCGGCAAUCCUGCCCAUGUCACAGCAAUGAUCUGAAUGCAAACCCACCACAGCUAACUUAUUACGCAGUCUAUGAUUUUAUUGUGAAGGGGAGCUGUUUUUGCAAUGGCCAUGCAGAUCGCUGUGCACCUAUUAAAGGUUUUAGGCCUGUCAAAGCAGCAGGAGUCUUCCACGUGCUCCAUGGGAGAUGCAUUUGUAAACAUAAUACUGCAGGAACUCAUUGUCAGUAUUGUGCCCCUCUUUACAAUGACCAGCCCUGGCAUGCUGCAAAUGGCCAAACAGGAGCUCCAAAUGGAUGCAAAUCUUGUAAAUGCAAUGGGCAUUCUGACACUUGUCACUUUGAUAUGGACACAUGGCUGGCAUCAGGGAAUCAAAGUGGGGGCCUUUGUGACAACUGUCAACAUAAUACUGAAGGACAGCAUUGUGAACGCUGCAAGCCAGGCUAUUAUCGAGAUCUCAGAAAGGUUUUUUCUGCUCCAGACACCUGCAAAUUGUGCUCUUGCAACCCCAUUGGAUCAGCUGUGCUUCCUUUUAGCAACAGCACAUUCUGUGACCCUAACAAUGGUGAUUGUCCCUGCAAACCUGGCGUGGCUGGUCCUCAGUGUGAUCGGUGUAUGGUAGGAUACUGGGGAUUUGGAUAUUAUGGCUGUCAACCAUGUGAUUGUGCAGGAAGUUGUGAUUCAAUCAAUGGAGACUGCAUCAACAGCAAUGCAGACAUAGAGUGGUACCAUGAAAUUCCUGGUCUCUAUUCUGCACGUAACAAGAGUGAAGCAGCAUGGCAAUGGGAGGAAGAACAAGGAUAUUCUGCUCUUCGACAUUCAGGCAAGUGUGAAUGUAAAGACCAAGUUUUGCAAAAUUUUAAGAUCUUUUGUGCUAUGAAAUAUACUUAUGUGGUAAAGGCAAAGAUUUUGUCUGCUCAUGAUAAAGGGUCUCAUGCUGAGGUCAAUGUGAUGAUCCAGAAAGUACUGAAAUCUACAAAACUGAAGAUUUUCCAUGGAAAACAGAUUCUUUACCCAGAAUCAUGGACUACCAGAGGUUGUACCUGCCCAAUACUUAAUCCCGGUUUGAAAUAUCUUGUGGCGGGAUAUGAAGAUAUUCAUACAAGCAGACUGAUAGUCAAUAUGAAAAGCAUUGUUCACCAGUGGAAAUCAGCUCUGGGGAAAAAGAUCUUACAGAUUUUUAAAAAAUGUGGCUGAAAAGGGCACUUGUUUAUGUAUAAAAACAUACAUGUAAAACUUUAUGAACAACCUCUGAGAUUAAAACUGGAAUGUGAGCAGUGGUGGGAUUCAAAUAUGUGAACAAUCGGUUCUCUGUGUGGAUGCUGCUUCUGGAAGUCCAUUCUGGGCCUGGGCAACAAAAAAUUAGCUACCGGUUCUGCCGAAGUGGUGUGAACUGGCUGAAUCCCAUCCUGAAUGUGAGGGAACAGUGCCAAAUGUAGUAUUAAAAAACUUUAAUUCAUAGCUCAUUCACCUUGACUCAAAACACCUCAUUUCAGAUUGUAGAAAUAGUUGGAACUCUCUUACAUAAUCCCCGUUUUCUAUGCAAUAGGAUGAAAAGUAUGAACUAAAUGUAACAAUCCACAACUGGGAUAAUAAGAUAUACAUCCACUUCUGCAUUUCUGCAGCUCUAGCAUUUCCAUUUUAUCAACAAACAUCAGUUUAGUGUGAUCAAAGAAUUUUGUGAACGGAAUUUCCUCACAGUUUUUUUCUGGACUGGCCCAAGAUAACUUAGAAGUAAAAUCCAUUAAUUUGGCAGAAUUUGCCUUAUCAUUACUUCCUUAAAGUUCUCAUAAUCAAUAUAGAUUUAAUAUCCGAUUUAAAUGUUUUAUUUAAGCCAUAGAGAAAUGUAUGGAUAAGAUUCAAAAUAACUGAGUUAUUUAAAAGUUGAAGCUUUCAUUUUCUUCUUUGGAAAUAUGUAUAUACACUUGCAAUGGAUAAAGUAAUUGCUGUUAUUUAUACUGUUGUAAUGAACAAGAUUAACUGAAUGCUACAUUAGUGUAUUGCAAUCAUAAAGGAGAAUUUGGUUAGGUUUAUAUUCGGGUUUCUGUAGAUAUAAAUGGAAAUUACCAAUAUAUUAAUGCUCAAAUUUAUAAAAGCAGUACAUAGAAUCUCCACUGAAGUAGAAAAGAAUGGUGACUCAAAUUGGUUAAAUCAAUAGCUCUGGGGGGGGGGGUGCGGGAUGUUACAAUCAUGAGCACUUCAGACAAGAAAUGAAAAUGGAAUCUAUCCCUUUAGCAGAAUUUUGACUUCAGAUAUUUUAUGUAUGAAGCACCUUAUUAUUUGCCCCCUUCCAGUGAGAGCAAUCUAAUAUUGUGGAGCAGGGACAGCACAAGAGAAAAGAUGUGGGAACAGAAUCUUGCUAGCCCUACUAGGAUAGUUGCUUUCCUUGUAACAGCAAAAGCCAUUCAGGAAAGCUAAAGAUAACUUGUGAAAAAAUAUAUUUACAGUGGAGCCCCAACUUCAAAUAAUAAUUUGAUUUGCUUGAUACCAGUUAUGAUGAGGCUUCAUAAACAUAAAAAAAGAAAGUUCAUGAAAAAUGUGGUGAAAUUGCCUAGCAUUAUGCUGGACUUAGUUUCUAGUUUUGUAAUAUUUAGACUUAAACUGUCUUCUUAAAUUGUCAUCUUUUGCUUCUACAUACAGUGUACAUACCGUAUAUGCCGGCGUAUAAGGCGACUUCCGCAAGCGUUAAAAUCGGCGCCAAAGACGGUUGUCUUAUACGCCGAGUCGUCUUAUACGCCGGAAAUACUGGUAGUUUCUGGCGUAUAAGACGAUGUUCUAGGAAUGCGACUCAGCGACAAAGACGGGGGUCGUCUUAUAUGCUGGGUCGCCUUGUACGCCGGCAUAUACGGUACCCUUCCAAAAUUGAGUAUAUUUUAUAUAUCAAGAACGUCAUCACUGGUGUCUACACUGUUCUGCUAGCACAAACACAAGCACUAACAUAUCCUAUUUAUGUGAACAUAUAAAAAGUAAAGGCAAAGGCACCAUACAGUGCAAACAAAACAGCCAUCCUUGGCUUAUCUGUUAUUUUUUAUUGUGAUCCUAUGGAUUCUCAAAAAUAAUGCUUUUUUAAAUGUUGUUUUUCUAUUUUAUGUAUAUAAUAAAUAUGUUACAAUUCUAAA